AUGCUAAAGUGGGUUCAAUCAGGGUAUGUUUACAGAUUAAUGCUAAUUGGACAUUGUAUGGGAAAGAAGCGGUAUAACACCGGGCUUUGA
Messenger RNA from Kuraishia capsulata CBS 1993, 90 nucleotides. RefSeq lists its product as uncharacterized. The coding region runs from base 1 to 90 and encodes 29 amino acids. NCBI's taxonomy places the organism in Eukaryota, Fungi, Ascomycota, Pichiomycetes, Pichiales, Pichiaceae. The record is from RefSeq and is a predicted model, not a curated record. The transcript has a single exon.